Molecule: messenger RNA, 669 nt
Organism: Colletotrichum navitas
Lineage: Eukaryota; Fungi; Ascomycota; Sordariomycetes; Glomerellales; Glomerellaceae
Exons: 2
Coding region: 1-669 (222 amino acids)
Source: RefSeq, a predicted model, not a curated record
AUGCAGAUUGGAUCAUCCCAAGCCGCAAAUGAUGGCGGUGAGCCUCAUUAUGGCGGAUCGUCCGAUCCGCCCAGUACCAGCUCUUCGUCACUACAGCUGAACGUCGUCGAGGCUUUUGAAAAGGUCUACGACACCGUGGACAUCAUCGUCUCCUUCGACGCCGUCAACAUGGCCUUCCCCAGCCGCACCGACGUCGCGCCCAACAACCCGUGGCCGCACCAGGACCAGGACCCGGAGAAGCCUGGCCUCCGCUGUCUGCAGGGGCUCGUCAACCACCUUCCCAACGGCGCGCACCGCCUCUCCGAGGCGUUCCACGAGGCCUUCCGCGACGAGCCCGACAAGAUCUGGUCCUGGACCAAGGAGUGGUACGGCUUCACGGACGCCGGCAUGAAGUGGCUGGUCGACAAGGGCUGCGAGUGGACCAAGAUUAACGCCAAGCCCAGCGACCUCCUGCUCUGGGACAGCCGCACGCCGCACGCCGCACGCCGCACGCCGCACGCCGCACUACACCCUGAGCCCGGAUGGCGGCUCGCCGCGCUUCUGCGCCUACACGUGCUACAUGCCCGUCGCCGACGCCACGCAGGGACCCUGGUCCGCAAGAAGGCAGCCUUUGACAACCUGCAGAGCACGACGAUAACAUGGGCAAGCCGAGGCAAGCACCAAAGCUGA